AUGUCUGCUAGCAACAAGAUUCUUUCUGAGAAGCCAUCCGAGUUGGAAUUGCAGGUGGCCCAGGCCUUCGUUGACCUUGAACAACAGUCCGACCUCAAGGCUGAGUUGAGACCUUUGCAAUUCAAGUCCGUCAGAGAAGUCGAAGUUAACGGUGGAAAAAAGGCUUUGGCCAUCUUUGUGCCAUGCCCAUCUUUGAUUGCCUACAGAAAGGUGCAAACUAGAUUAACCAGAGAGUUGGAGAAGAAGUUCCCCGACCGUCACGUUGUGUUCUUGGCCGAGAGAAGAAUCUUGCCAAAGCCUUCCAGAACAUCGAGACAAUUGCAAAAGAGACCAAGAUCCAGAACUUUGACUGCUGUCCACGACAAGCUCUUGGAGGACUUGGUUUUCCCUACUGAGAUUGUUGGUAAGAGAGUCAGAUACUUGGUUGGUGGUAACAAGAUCCACAAGGUGUUGUUGGACUCCAAGGACUCCACUGCCGUCGACUACAAGUUGGACUCCUUUGCACAAUUAUACACCAAAUUGACUGGUAAGCAGGUUGUUUUUGAAAUCCCCGGUGAAGUUUACUAA
Messenger RNA from Meyerozyma guilliermondii ATCC 6260, 567 nucleotides. RefSeq names its product 40S ribosomal protein eS7 (gene RPS7A). Gene Ontology annotation, biological process: ribosomal small subunit biogenesis; translation; rRNA processing. Gene Ontology annotation, cellular component: cytosolic small ribosomal subunit; small-subunit processome; 90S preribosome. Lineage: Eukaryota; Fungi; Ascomycota; Pichiomycetes; Serinales; Debaryomycetaceae. The transcript has a single exon. The record is from RefSeq and is a predicted model, not a curated record. Gene Ontology annotation, molecular function: structural constituent of ribosome. The coding region runs from base 1 to 567 and encodes 188 amino acids.